Archocentrus centrarchus (flier cichlid) is the source of this 483-nucleotide messenger RNA. RefSeq names its product dynein heavy chain 5, axonemal-like. Gene Ontology annotation, cellular component: axonemal dynein complex. Bases 1 to 483 code for a protein of 160 amino acids. Lineage: Eukaryota; Metazoa; Chordata; Actinopteri; Cichliformes; Cichlidae. Gene Ontology annotation, molecular function: dynein intermediate chain binding; minus-end-directed microtubule motor activity; dynein light intermediate chain binding. The record is from RefSeq and is a predicted model, not a curated record. The transcript has 2 exons. Gene Ontology annotation, biological process: microtubule-based movement.
AUGGGGGAAAAGUAUGCUGAAGGGGUGAUUCUUGACUUAGAGAAGUUGUGGGAGGAGUCGGACCCACGAACACCUCUCAUCUGCUUCCUUUUAAUGGGCUCAGAUCCAACUGACUUCAUUAUAGCACUGGGGAAGAAACUGAAGAUUGAGACCCGAUAUGUCUCCAUGGGCCAAGGACAAGAGGUUCAUGCCCGCAAGCUUCUGCAGCAAACUAUGGCUAAUGGUGGCUGGGCCUUACUCCAGAACUGCCACCUGGGUUUGGACUUCAUGGAUGAGCUCAUGGACACGGUGACAGAGACAGACUUUGUCAGUGACAGCUUCCGUCUUUGGAUGACCACUGAGGUCCACAGACAUUUUCCCAUCACCCUUCUCCAGAUGUCAAUCAAGUUCACCAAUGAACCACCACAGGGCCUCAAGGCAGGGCUUAAGAGGACAUACGGUGGUAAGGAUUGGUCCACUUUAGCUCGGUUUAAAGAAGUCUAG